Helobdella robusta is the source of this 885-nucleotide messenger RNA. RefSeq lists its product as hypothetical. The record is from RefSeq and is a predicted model, not a curated record. The transcript has a single exon. Gene Ontology annotation, biological process: regulation of DNA-templated transcription. Gene Ontology annotation, molecular function: DNA-binding transcription factor activity; sequence-specific DNA binding. Lineage: Eukaryota; Metazoa; Annelida; Clitellata; Rhynchobdellida; Glossiphoniidae. The coding region runs from base 1 to 885 and encodes 294 amino acids.
AUGCAUGACAUAUUCAGUUCUCCCGAUUGCAAAUCGUCGAAAAAUAGUUUAGAAGAAACGCUUUUGAUUUUUCCUUACAAACUCUUUGAUGCUGCAAACUUAAAUUUAGGUUUAAUCACUUGGACUCCAAAUGGAAAUGCAAUUUCAGUUGACUCGUCGUGUUUUGAAGAGCAGAUCAUGUUUCUGCAUCCGUACUUAGUUGAAAUUCCAAACUUCGCCAACUUCAGAAGACAAAUGCGAGCUUACGGAUUCAGUUGGAAAUUAAUUAGUGAUGACAUUUUUGAAUUUUCUCAUGAAUACUUCAAGCGGUAUCGUCAAGACUUGUUGAAAUUUGUUCUAACGAGAAGGAAGCAAAUGAAAUUGAAUGCCUUAAAAGACAAAAUAGAUGAAAGCUAUCUGAACUUGCCAUCAUCUGUGAACUGGAGAAGAUCGCUGAGAAGCAGACCUGAUAGCGUCAAAACUUUUCAAAUAAAUCGUUCAAAACCGCAAAGGAAACCUUACAUGCGCCGUUUAGGCAUCUCCCAACCUGUAGGCGUUGAUGCUUUUUCGGAUAAUCAAGACAGCAACAUUUCAAACGCUUUUUUCACGGAAAAUGACGUAAUGUACCUAUCUGCAAACUUUUGCAGUCCACACAAUUAUUGCUCACCAGUUACAAAUGAUGAAUAUCUAAACAAUGAACCGAAUUUGUAUCAUAGCCAGAUCAAUUACAAUUCAUUUCCAAACGCACCGUUUGAUAGAUUAGAUUUUGAAAUUUAUCACAGCUGUUUAAGCUGGAUGUUACAGCACGAUCCUGUUUUGGCGAGGGAAUAUGAGGUUGAUAUGUUGACCGAUUGCCUGAAGAAUAUGCAGAAACAUGUUGAUGUACCAAUUUAUUUUUACGAUUAA